AUGAUAGUUCUCUCAUGGAAUAUCAGGGGUCUUAAUGACCCUGGGAAGGUGGCUGCUGUUAGAAAGCUACUUUCUGAUCAGAAGUGUGAUGUUCUUUGCCUUGUUGAAACUAAAGUAAAACAACAUCAUUUUGUCAAGAUUCAGAGGAAAUUUGGGGUUGCUUGGACUUGGUUUGUUAACUAUGCUAAUUCUCCAAGGGUUAGUUCAUUGUUUGAUCACCACAAAAGAUCUGCAAACUCAGAUUUUCAUUACUAUUGUGUAUGGGUUACAACUGUUCAGGAUAGGCUUCCUCUGUGGGCUGGUCUUAGGCAGUUGGCUGGUAUCUCUGGAGCCUGGUUAUGUGCUGGUGAUUUUAACUCUAUUCUAUCUUGUGUUGAUAGAAUUAAUGGGGCUCUGGUUACUGAUUAUGAAACCAGGGAUUUUCAGAGCUUUGUUGACGAUUUGGCUUUGACUGAAAUUAAGAGUAAGGGUUCCUUCUUCUCUUGGUGUAACAAAGCUCAUAAUGGUCCUAGGACUUAUUCCAAAAUUGAUAGAGGUAUUGUUAACCAAGAUUGGAUGGAUAUUUAUGGGCAUGUUAAAGGUAUUUACUUACCCCUCUCUCUUUCUGAUCACAAUCCUAUUAUCUUUGAUAUCUUUCAUUCUCAGCCUGGCAAAGGGAGACCUUUUAGGUUCCUUAAUUGUCUUGCUGAUCAUGAAAGUUUUCUAGAUAUUGUGGAUUCUGCUUGGCAAUGUUCUGUUCCUGGUAAUGCAAUGCAUAAGGUUUGGUCUAAACUUAAGCAAGUUAAGACUGCUCUUAAGUCUAUGAACAUUGAGAAAUUUGGUAAUGUUUCUGAGAAGGUUGAAGCUGCUCAAAAUGCUCUAACUGAUAUUCAGCAGCAGAUUUUAAAUGAUGUUAACAAUGUUGAUUUGCACUUCAAGGAGUUAGAAGCUAUUCAAACUAUUAAAUACUGGAUUAAUGUUCAGGAAAGUAUUUACAGACAAGGCAGGAAUAUUGAUACUCUUUUUACUAGUGAUGGCACUUUACUGAAAACCCCUACUGCUAUUGAAGAAGAAAUCACAGGUUUUUAUAAAGCUCUUCUUGGCUCCAAUGUUGAUUCCCUUCACGGGGUUGAUCUUAGCACUAUGAGAAGAGGUGCUCAGCUUUCUAGAGAUUCUCAGCAGUCUCUUAUUGCUCCUAUUUACAUUGAGGAAAUUGACUUAGCCUUGAAAGAUAUUGAUAGCUCCAAAGCUCCUGGAAUUGAUAGGUUUAACUCUCACUUCUUCAAGAAAACUUUGGGAUGUUGUGAAAAAUGA
Chenopodium quinoa (quinoa) is the source of this 1293-nucleotide messenger RNA. RefSeq lists its product as uncharacterized. Gene Ontology annotation, molecular function: catalytic activity. Bases 1 to 1293 code for a protein of 430 amino acids. The transcript has 3 exons. The record is from RefSeq and is a predicted model, not a curated record. NCBI's taxonomy places the organism in Eukaryota, Viridiplantae, Streptophyta, Magnoliopsida, Caryophyllales, Amaranthaceae.